Messenger RNA from Ogataea angusta, 1338 nucleotides. RefSeq lists its product as uncharacterized. The record is from RefSeq and is a predicted model, not a curated record. Lineage: Eukaryota; Fungi; Ascomycota; Pichiomycetes; Pichiales; Pichiaceae. Bases 1 to 1338 code for a protein of 445 amino acids. The transcript has a single exon.
AUGAUUUCCCAGGAUGCUAAACGGCGAAAGACGGAUUCUGGCAGGUAUUCGUUAUUCCUCAUAAACUUGCCGCUUGAGCUCAUCCGUUACAUGCAGCUGUCUCGCCAGGACCUUAUCAACAUAUCGCUUUUGGACAGCUCCCACAGAGCAAAGUUUUAUCCUCUUGUUUACGAAAGGGCAAAACUGACAUGGCGAGACUUCAAGUCUUUUGAUGAGAGCUUUAAAUCCAAAGAUCUCGUUCGCGCGAUCCGCAUUUUCAGCGAUCUCAAAGACCGAAAAUCUACCACCUACGGCGAAUGGAACAUAUCGCUCAAGGGUAUAUUGGAGGAGUCUCCCAACCUCAAGGAGCUAGUGAUUGAAGUUAUGUCGUCAGCUCGUUGUUUGAAGUACCAGGAUAAGUUCGAUACCGAUUUGAGCGACAAGAUCGAGAAGCUUAAACUGAUCAGUCACUCCGGAGCGCCCAACGAUGAGUCCCUAUUUGAAUUGACUCAGCUGCAGAGGUUCCACAACAUCAAGCAACUCACUCUCAACGGGUUUCUUCUUGCCAAGGACCAAUACUUUUAUCCCAAAUUUAAGUCUGACUUUAGCGACCUCAAAGAACGGAGCAGGGAUGGUCGUCUCGUGUUUUUGAAUGAUCUGACCCUGAUCAACUGCAAAUGGGACCAUCCAUACAGUCUUAGUGACGUCUUUUCGCCUGUCUACCCUUUGCCGAAUCCGCUUCUCAAAUUGGAAAGCAACGAGUUCACGUCACCGGAACGUCUUUCUCUUUUCUAUAGCAAGGAGUCGUCUUCCUUUGUUGCUGCCGAACGGUUCAGAUCUUUUAUUGAUAAUGACGCAAACGAGCUCUUCCUUUUCGAGACACGUUUCUACUACAAUUUAAAGCACCUUUCGAUUGUGGUGUUGAGCGAAGAUUACAACGACAACAAAUACAACUACUACUACCCAUGGCUUAACUGGCUUAAUCUGAAAAAAAUAUUUCAGACACAGAAUGAAGAAACGCACGAGAUUGAGAAUAAAUCGAUUUUGACCAACCUCGAGUCGCUCACACUUGUUGGAUGGAGGAUGGCUACUCUGAGCGAAUUACGCAAGGUGUUUGGAGUUGGGAAAGAGCUCAAAUAUAACAUGAAGCAUUUGGCUUUGUACCUGGUCAGACCAGUUCCACAAUUUCAAGAAGUUAGCGAGAAAGAGAAGCUGGAACUGCGCAAAGUGGAAGAACAACUAGAAAUGAUUUUCAACAGCGGGCAAAAUAAGCACAAAUGCAGUUUUGAGGUUGGCUACGUGGAAGAUUGUUUUGCUGACGAGAGAUACGUAAAAGAGUAUACGAAAAAUAAUGAAUAA